AUGAAAAAUACUUCAACAAGUUUCGGCAAUAAAACAGGAGGUUCCCUCGGGAAUACAGCUAAUUUACCUAAAAGUUUGCUUAAUAAAAAAAACCUGAAACCAUCAGAUGUAAUGAUCGAGGAAACAAAAAUGAUGGAAGAUCGCUUGGAAAUGAUUAAGAAAGUAAUGGAGCAAGAAAAGGAAAAGAGAGACUAGAUGAAGUAGUCAAAUUAGGGAACUAUGUGGAGAUCAGCUACAACUAAAUAAACAAUUAAUGGAUAUUCCUAGAUGGUGUUGCAACAUCAUAAAUAAAAGUAACCGAACCUUCCACCAACCACCUUAAUCCUCAAAGAUGAUGAAAGCGAGAAUCGCAAUACUUAAAAAUAAACGAAUAAAGGAAUGAAAGGAUUUAUAAACACUUAAACUCUUAAAAAAGAAAUUUUAACAGACUCAAAUAAUUCAUAGGCCUCAAUGUAAACAUAAAUUUCCGCGAGCAUUCAUUCAAAUUAACCCUUGGCAGCAGCAAAUAAUUUAUCAAAAGCUUUGCAAGAUUAGAAUGAUUAGUUUCAUGAAGUCGAUGAGUUUUUAAAGGAACUAAAUAUGCUGAAGUACAAAGAUACCUUCUUAGAUAAUGGGGUUGAAGAUAUGGAGAUUAUAUUGGAAUUGGAUGAAAAACAUCUUGAGUAGAUGAGUAUUCCUUUAGGACAUAAACUUAAAAUAUUGAAGAAAAUUAAGGAAGUAAGGAAGGAUAGAGGUUUAUCUGUGCCAGACAGUAGAUAAGGAGAAAGAUAACAUGUAGUUAAGCAUUAAAAUUUAGUUAGCUCUGAAACAAAUACUAAUACUACAAUGACUACAUCUUUUAUCGAUACGAGUUAGCCGAGGAAAGAAAAGAAAAAAGUAGCAUUUGCUGACGAGCCUAAUGUGAUGACUGGUGGUGUUGGUACUGAUAAUUAAGAUAAAGUCAAGAAAGUUAAUAAUGCUUCUAGUGAUACGAGUACUGGAAAUACUUUACUAGAAGGAGAUUAUGAUGAAUAAGCUGCUCAUAAUCAAUUCUUAGAAGCACUCAAUGCUUGGCGUAAUGCAGGAAAGAAGAAAGAGGAGCCAACUAAUGUAGAGAGUGCAGAUAAUACCAAUAAUGUUGGAACAGACAACAAUUCGUCCACACCUGUAAUCAAAUCUGAGGAUCAAAUUUAAAACAAGGAAUCUUCGCCUCCUAAAAAGAAAAAUUUCUUGUUGAACUUAGGUGAGGACGAUGAUAAAGGCUGGGUAAUGGACUAUAACUUCGCCUAAUUCGAGGAAAAAGAGAUCUUACCAGAUGAGGGUCUCUAAGAUACUAGGUAUGCGAAAAAGGAAAGCUGCUGGAAUUGUUAUAAAAUGUUUCCAAACACUGGUGGAACAGCUGAUCCUGUUUCGUAAAGAUAAAACACAGUUGUCUGCAAUAACGCUAAUUGCAAAAAGAAGAUUAAUAAAUCAAUGGCUAGUUACUUACAGACUAAAUGGUAUUGUAAUGGAAAGUGCGUUGACUUAGAGUCAAAGCGUGACUUAGGCGACAAGAGUAUAGAAUUUUAUAAAAGAAGUGGAGAUAGCGAAGAAGAUGUAGGUGAUGACGACUUUACACAUAACUCCAUCUUAUUAGUCAAGCCUACUUAAUAUUAGAACAAAAAGCAAACUUUCAGCGUUAUUGAAAUUCAUAAUCAAAGUGAUUAUCAGUGCUAUCAAUAGCUGGUGUUUCCCCAAGCACCCUAUUCUUUUAGACAAAGCGGUAAUCCUACAAUCUCUGAUAGAAUCUAGGACUCUCCUCAGUGCCAAUACUUUGUAGUCAAGAACAACAACUCAAACGUAUUUAUUAAUAGAAAUGACCUAUUGUUUUAGAAUGUUUUCUCCAGCUAUAGUAAAUCAAUAAAUGACUUGUUCAAAGGCAGUUAAAACCUAACUAACUUCAGUAUAAUCAUUGAUAAUACAAAUCUGAUAUGGAAGAUAUAGAAUGAUUAUCAAAUAAGGUUGAAACAUAAAGCUAAUGAAAAUAAUCUAGUCUUAUUAGCUAAUUAAUAUGGAGAAAGUGCCGAUUUUGACCUUGAUUAGUUUUAGCUUUACAGUGCAGAUAGAGAAGGGCAUGAUAAAUACUAAAGCAAUUAAAGCAGAAGAAUACUUUAUGAGUCUCCAAUAUUGACUGAAGAUAAUGAUAAUUCCCAGCUGACUUAAUUAGAGGCUUUACAACCGAUUUAGCUAAGAUCAAGUAUAAAAGUAGUUUAUAAUGUGAGUGACAAGUAUUUCAUUCUAACUGUAACAUUUGCAUCACUUAUUGUAGUCUUGAUCGCAGUUCUAAUAACUAUCGUCGUGCUUUACAAGCGUAAAAGACAAGAAUACAAGAACUUUCUCAAGCAUAAAGAAAAGAAAAUGAAGGGAGACUAUAAAAAAUAUGAAUACUUAGAUGGGGAAAAUGAGACGAAUUAGGAAGGCAAUAAUUAAAAUGGCUAAGCAAACGUGGCAAAUAAAAACUAAAAUCAGAGUACUCCACAAAAGAUCCGUGAUGAAUUGAAUACUGAGACAGAUGAUAAUGUAGGAGAAGUCAGAUUUACUACACAGACUAAUAACAAUGCGAAUAACAACAAUAACCUUAAUAGCAAUGCUCUACGAACACUUGAGAAUGAACUAGAUCAGAUGUCGUUCUAAAAGAAUAAUAACGAAUACCUCAGCUAAAACGGAGAUGACUAAGGUUACUAUCCAAAGCAAUAUGUGCGCAAGCAAUUAUAGCCCUAGAAUCAAUACAGACUAAUAGGAAGUAAUUAGAAUAGAAUUAAUGACUUCAACAGCAAUGCUGGGAGAGUCUCUGGUAUGACUGCAAAGCUAAAGUAAGCAGAGAACGGAGGGGAUAGUUCAAAUUAGUUAACCAGAAAGUUAACAAGGAGCAAAAAUAAUCCACAGGGCAUUUAUUACAUUGACGAUGACAGUGAUUGA
Messenger RNA from Stylonychia lemnae, 2937 nucleotides. The record is from the annotation of a GenBank genome assembly. Lineage: Eukaryota; Ciliophora; Spirotrichea; Sporadotrichida; Oxytrichidae.